AUGGGGGACGCCGCCGGAAUUCGACGACUGGGUGCGGCAAGCACCGUCGCCGCCGUCGCCACGGACGCCCGUCCUUCCAUCUCCACCACCGACGCCCGGACUAAUCAGGCCGGCACGAUUGGGCGCCGCGCGUCGCCACCCUGUUAUACCACCGCGCCCUCCAUCGGCAGAGGAACUGGUAACGGCUAUUCGUCAGCGCCUGAUUAUCCGCACUUACCGACCACCGCUCCAACGACCACGCCCGCCUCCUCGACAACGACCACGCCCACAGCCUCGACAACGACCACGAACGAUACGCCCGACGAUACGCCCGACGAGACACCGAUACUUCGACGCCGACGUUCUGCCACCGCACCGCCUUAUUAUGCCGACCGUGCCCCGCCACGCACCGUACCGUCACUGGACUGGCCCUCCACCCAAUCGUCGUCCUCGUUAUGUGUUUCCUCGUCGGGGUCCGGUGUAUGA
Molecule: messenger RNA, 465 nt
Organism: Sycon ciliatum
Lineage: Eukaryota; Metazoa; Porifera; Calcarea; Leucosolenida; Sycettidae
Product: integumentary mucin C.1-like
Exons: 1
Coding region: 1-465 (154 amino acids)
Source: RefSeq, a predicted model, not a curated record